Molecule: messenger RNA, 4018 nt
Organism: Clupea harengus (Atlantic herring)
Lineage: Eukaryota; Metazoa; Chordata; Actinopteri; Clupeiformes; Clupeidae
Gene: rph3ab
Product: rabphilin 3A homolog (mouse), b
Exons: 20
Coding region: 463-2349 (628 amino acids)
Biological process (GO): intracellular protein transport; exocytosis; spontaneous neurotransmitter secretion
Cellular component (GO): extrinsic component of synaptic vesicle membrane; synapse; postsynaptic membrane
Molecular function (GO): small GTPase binding
Source: RefSeq, a predicted model, not a curated record
GGAGUGCUCUUUCGUUCCGUGCUACUGCGCGCUCUGGAAUACAGGAGCAACCCCCCGUGGCUGCUAACGCUUUCUCCAUCGGUCGUUGCAUGCGCAAUAGACGACUCAGCUGUCGAUUCCGCCUGUGCUGAAUUAGUUCGCAUCAAUUGCUGGCAUCUCCUUUCUGCGGGCGGGCACGAAAAAUAGUUCUCGCUCUGCUGCAUGCCUGAGAGGAGAGGAGGACUGCUGAGGGAAGGACUUGACGUGACUGGGUAGGGUCGGGCCGUGACGGAGAGACGGAAACAAGUUGGGGAGAAAAAAAGGGGAAAAGCUGUUUCUUACUUGGACUCCUCCUCCACCUCCUCUUCGUCCUCGUCCAUCCAGGCUGCUCCUCUUCCAGUCCUGUGGCUCCGUCUGCCUCCCUGGAUGCCCUGCGUCCUCUCUGUCUCUCACCAGUAACAGAGGAACGGAACAGCCGCCGCCAUGACCGACGCCGUGAUGGGAAUGAGGGGCGUCCACGCCAAUGACAAUGAGCAGGGCAACUGGAGCACACCGCCAGCUCCUAAUGCGGGGCCCGAUCUGACAGACGAGGAGAAGGAGAUCAUCAACAGCGUGAUCGCUCGGGCCGAGAAGAUGGAGGCCAUGGAACAGGAGAGGAUCGGACGGCUGGUGAAUCGGCUGGACGACAUCAAGAAGACGGUGUGCGGGGACGGAGUGUCCCGCUGCCUGCUGUGCGGACAGCAGCUGGGGGUCCCCGGAGUCAGCUGUGUGGUCUGCGAGGACUGCAAAAAGAGCAUGUGCUCCAAGUGUGGCGUCCAGGCCAGCAGUAAGCCGCACGCUGUGUGGCUGUGCAAGAUCUGCAGCGAACAGAGAGAGGUGUGGAAGAGAUCUGGUGCCUGGUUCUUUAAGGGGUUUCCCAAGCAGUUCCUGCCCGGGCCCAUGCCCAUCUCCAAGCAAAAUGCCAAAAUGCCAGCAGCCCAGACUCCUGCCCCAAAGAGCCAGGCUGCUGCUGCUGCUGCUGCUGCUGUCCAGCCUCACACACAGGCUGCAGGCCCAGCGGAGACCCGCGCUCCCCCAGCCGGAUCGCAGCCUGCAAACACAGAGGUGUCGGGGCGUGCUGGUUACCCACCCGUGGCCACGAAGCCCUCCGUAGCUCCCAAACCGGCGCUGGCUCCAAAGCCCGCUGAGCCCUACGUGGCAGACGACGCUGCUCAGAACAGCCCUGUGGUGGUGAAGAGAGCUGUGACCGUCCAGAGCUCCAGACCUGGCCCCGCUGCCCAGCAGGAGCCCGACUCUGGAGGUUAUGCCGCCGGCGGCCUGCAGCGAGAGCAGACAGCGCCCCCUGCUGUGCGGGAGGAGAGGAGGCAGCCCGCCGCUCAGAACCCUCCGCCCGCCCGCCAGGCCCCGCGCCAGGAGGAGGCUGAGGACGAGGCCAACAGCUACGACUCCGACGAAGGAACAACGCUGGGUGCCCUUGAGUUUAGCCUUCUUUAUGAACAGGAGAACAACAGCCUCCACUGUAACAUCAUUAGGGGCAAGGGUCUGAAGCCUAUGGACUCCAAUGGGCUGGCUGACCCCUAUGUCAAACUGCAUCUGCUGCCUGGUGCCAGUAAGGCGACCAAGCUGCGCACGAAGACCCUCCGCAACACGAGGAACCCCAACUGGAAUGAAACGCUGGUGUACCAUGGACUCACCGAGGACGACAUGCAGCGGAAAACCCUCAGGCUGUCAGUGUGCGACGAGGAUAAGUUUGGCCACAACGAGUUUAUCGGAGAGACCAGGGUCCCGCUGAAGAAGAUAAAGACGAACCAAAAGAAGACCUUCAACAACUGCCUGGAGAGGGUGAUCGCUACAAAGAAAGCCUCCACAGCAGGAGGAGCUCGAGGCAUGUCUCUGUACGAGGAUGAGCCUGGUAAAGAUGGAGAGGUGGAGGAGCGCGGUCGGAUUCUCAUCUCUUUGAUGUACAGCACUCAGCUUGGCCGCCUCCUCGUAGGGGUGGUGCGCUGUGUUCACCUGGCCGCCAUGGACGCCAACGGCUACUCUGAUCCCUUCGUGAAAAUUUGCCUAAAGCCUGACAUGGGGAAGAAGGCCAAGCAUAAGACCGGGACCAAGAAGAAGACCCUGAACCCAGAGUUUAAUGAGGAAUUCAGCUAUGACAUCAAACACGCAGAGCUGGCCAAAAAAAUCCUGGACAUCUCCGUGUGGGACUACGACAUCGGCAAAUCCAAUGACUACAUCGGUGGCUGCCAGCUGGGCAUUCAGGCGAAGGGAGAGCGCCUGAAGCACUGGUACGAGUGCCUGAAGAACAAGGACAAGAAGAUCGAGCGCUGGCACACCCUGCACAAUGAGAACCACGACACCAGUGAUUAAGAGUCUCCCGGCUCCAUCCCCCCCCCCCUCACGACCGCCUGCAUGAAGUCCGCCCUCCUGAACGCCCGCCACUUGACGCCUUCACGCUUCUCCAGCUCCCUGCUAACCCAGACCUCAACUGUUUACAAUGUCCAGCCCUGUGCUUCUUAACUAAACUAGCAUUCUAUCAGCUUGGUCUCCCUUUUUGGCUUCCAUCUCCCUCUUGCACCCCUCUGCUAUGGACUGAGUUUACCCACUGCUGCACUGACCACUCGGAACCCGUUAACACUAAGUGCCCCUCGUACGGGCGUAUUUCUCUCAGCUCUGAACAUCGUUGCAGGGUAAUGUGCAAUCACUCCUGAAAUACUCAAGAAUGUAUUCAUUCAUAUCCAUCCGAGAGACAGAGAAAGAGAGAGAGAAAGAGAGAGAGAGAGAGAGAGAGAGAGAGGGAGAAAUUGAGAAAUCAUAGGUAACUGUUGGUGAGGAGAGUAGACAGACUCUGAGGUGGUCACUGAUGAAUCGUGGGAUUAUUCUAAUGUUCCAAAGUUUGUGUUCCGAAAGUUUCAAAUCGACUCUAAAAAAAACAGCGAGGCUUACUCACGAAGCUGAUCGUACGCAGUAAAAGCUGACACAGGUCGUGUAGGGGUGUGCAGCCUGCUAUGCCGGGCUUCGCUGCCGCCUUCUCUCAGCUGUCAGGUGAAGAGUCUUGACAUCUGAUCAGGCUAAAAAGGUGGAGAGAACACGUGUAGGAGCAUGAAGAAGAAGAAGAUGACGACGCCGUAACACAGCGCGCUCACCCAUCUCAAAAGAUCACUGAGAAAAGUUUGGUUUUGUACAUUCAAGUGUCUCAUCACAUCUUAGCAAAUGUCAAAAAGUUAUCAAAGAUAAUGUCAUAAAAGGGACAUCAAAGCUCACGCGCAGCAUGAUCGACACACAAGUGACUGGCCUGUGCUAUUGUAAUGCAAAUGCUGUGAGUGCUGACAGCUCCUUAGGAUUAUGUCAUUACUGUUCUUUCUGGUUUUAGAGUUAACCUGUAGUAUUAAUUAGCAAUUAGCAUUAUAAUUCACAUUAUUUAUGAUAUUUGGUGAUGAUUACUUAGCAUUGUAGAAUGGAAAUAUAUGUUGUCCAUUUUGCUAUAAGAACAAAAAAAAAAUCAGUUUAUGUUGAAGUUAGCAGCUUUGGACAUACAUGGCCUAGAUGCCCGUUUAUGGAGUUAUGCUUGAAGUCAUGUUCCUCAAUGUUAGAUACCCUGACAGACCUAUAUAGGUGAUUAGAGAUUGGUGAAAACAUAACAAGCAGAAAAACAGGAAAAAAAAUCAAGGCACAGAAACUACUGGUUGUUUACAUAAUGCCGUAAAAGUGCAAAUUGUCCCUUCUCUCUCAGACUCUUUGGGAUCGGGAAUCGUGUGAGAUUUCCGAACCACAGUGAUUUUACCUGAGGAGAGAACGGCACAUGCCUGCAUAAACUCAACACCACAUGCUCUUACUGCCUUGUCAUUCCUCCGGCAGGGGAAGGUGUUUAGAAUCGCGACCCCGAUGCUUGCGUUUGCGUCACGGAGCGAGAACGCUCUCCCUGCCCGUUCUUGCAUGCCAAGUGCUUUGUGGCCUCUCCCUCGUCUCAUGCCUGGGGCAGUCAUGCAGUAUGCUGAGGCGUCUCCAUUUGAACCCCACCCACUGCCCCCCGCCCCCC